AUGCGUGCUCAGUCUCCUGACAAGUCGCCUCCCUCUCCUCGCUCCGCUGCAUGCCCACUCAAUUCAUCAGUUCCAUUUAUCCCCAUAUCUACCCUCGCUCCUCGAACGGCAGGUAGUGCCAGUCCUCCAGCAUCUCUUUUCAGGUCCACUCUCACGAUGUCUACACCUCCCCCAACGCUCGGCCUUCGGGGUGAAUACAGCCUAGAACUUAGGAAACGGGAUGAAUGGGGCAGGCUGUCUGCUACCCUCACUUCUCUGGGGACAAUGAAAGAAGCUUCCCCGGCGCCGCCGAGAACAGAUUUCAGUUCUCUAUGGGCUAGUCGAGAUGCCGACUUCAGGUUCGAGCUGACCUACCAGGCCCGAACUCUGUCGUCAUUUGAUGUCCUUCAUCAAAUACAGUCUAUCAAGCUCAAUGCACUUCUAUUGACUCCCAAUCGAUUCCACGCAACCAUGAGACACCAGACUGCGAUGGGAAUUCAAAAAUUCACCCAAGGAAACAAGAAUUCAUUGGGUGUGAUUGUGUAUUUGAUGGAUGCAAGAUCGUCGGGUGACGAACAGAUUGAGGCAGUGCAGUCUCUUGGUGCACUACACCACUGCCUUUCACUGGGCUUUUCAAAUCCACCUCCCGUUCUUGUAGUGUUGGACGCAUCCUACCUCUUGGAUUGCGUAGGCGCUUAUAUGAAGAGUGCCUCCCGGGCAAAUCCGGUUCCGGUGAACGCUCUUGAAGAUAAAUCUUCGGUGCCGCCGCCGUCUACGCCUGUGUCUACAUCGUUUCCGCUUCCGAAGUUUCCACCUUCAAACUUUUCUGCUGCACUCCAGGCCAAAAAGUGA
This is a messenger RNA of Penicillium concentricum, 831 nucleotides long. RefSeq lists its product as uncharacterized. NCBI's taxonomy places the organism in Eukaryota, Fungi, Ascomycota, Eurotiomycetes, Eurotiales, Aspergillaceae. The record is from RefSeq and is a predicted model, not a curated record. Bases 1 to 831 code for a protein of 276 amino acids. The transcript has 4 exons.